GGAAACUCUUCAUCGGAGGCCUGAGUUGGGAGACAACAAUCGAGAAAAUGACCGAACAUUUCAGCCGUUAUGGAGAAGUGACUGAUUGUGUGGUUAUGAAGAACGCAGACACCGGGCGCUCACGUGGUUUCGGUUUUGUCACAUUCAAAGACCCCUCUUCUGUACAGAUAGUGAUAGCCAGCGGUCCGCACAUUCUCGACGGCCGGACGAUUGACCCGAAAGAGUGUAACCCAAAGAGCGCACAAAAAGGCAAACGGGACGCAAAAGUGGGGAACUUUCCCAAAGUAUUUCUCGGAGGACUUCCGCCGAAUGUGAAUGAAUCGACUCUCAGAGACUUCUUCUCCAAAUAUGGAAAAGUGGUCGAAGUGGUGAUAAUGUAUGAUCAGGAGAAAAAGAAAACUCGAGGUAAUAAAUGGCUUAAUAGUUAUAACUAGUUUGGAAACAACACUGAAUUUGUAUUUGAAUUACUUAUGCCUUAAAUAAUUAUAGACUUAUAUGAA
Medioppia subpectinata is the source of this 500-nucleotide messenger RNA. NCBI's taxonomy places the organism in Eukaryota, Metazoa, Arthropoda, Arachnida, Sarcoptiformes, Oppiidae. The record is from the annotation of a GenBank genome assembly.